AUGGGGCCUGCUGUUUCUGUAGAGUGGCAUUGUCCUCUUCAGAAGAACACCAACACUCAAGAAAGGAAGAUCAAGGGAGCCAGAUCAGGGAAUGGUUCUCAACACUCUGAUCCAGAAAGUCCUCAAAAUGACCACCACAACACAACUCUUCGUCCGAGUUUGACUGAGGCUGAAGACCAGGACCAAUCGGAGCUUACUAGAAAGGCACCUCAAAAUGAAGAUGAGGAAGGGUCAGAGAUCAGAGAAGAGGCAAACAAAGUUUUAGAUAGUUCAGGUGAGUCAAUAUAGUCAGCACACAAUUUGUCAUGCCUUUUGUAGUUUGAAACAAAAUACUAUAACAAGCUGUCAAACACAACAACACAUGAGUGUGUCUAACAAGUCAUUGUUGAUUUCCAGGAACAGAAGAGCAGACUGAACCUGAGCAGUGCCACCAUAUGGGAGUCCAGACGUCAUUUUUAGGACUGCCACCAUAG
This is a messenger RNA of Xyrichtys novacula (pearly razorfish), 473 nucleotides long. The record is from the annotation of a GenBank genome assembly. Lineage: Eukaryota; Metazoa; Chordata; Actinopteri; Labriformes; Labridae.